AAAAAGUUCUGAGAGGGAUCGAGUAACAGAAAAUGAUGAUGAUGGGAGACAUGUGGUCUAACGUAGGAUCAACCAUGGCAGCUUUGAUGUUCGUAUAUGCUAUGUUUCAACAAUACUUCCCUCCCCAGCUCAGGGAUCGUAUCGAGAUGUAUGGCAGAAAGCUGGUGACUUUUGCCUACCCUUAUACUCAAAUUACCUUUGAUGAAUUUACUGGGGAACGCAUGAAGCGUAGUGAAGCAUUCUCAGCAAUUCAAUUCUAUCUCAGCAGCAAGUCAUCUGCAUCUGCUAAGCGGCUCAAGGCUGAUGUUGUCAAGGAUAGCCAGUCUGUAGUCCUUAGCAUGGAUUAUAAUGAGGAAGUCAUUGAUGAGUUUGAAGGGGUCAAGGUUUGGUGGGCUGCAAGCAGAAGUAUUCCCCAAACACAGCAAUUUUCGUUUUAUCCUACUGCGGAUGAGAAGAGGCAUUACAAGCUCACAGUCCAUAACAGCCACAGAGAACUCAUCACUAAGUUUUAUCUUAGUCAUGUGUUAAAGGAAGGGAAAGCAACUGCAACAAAGAACCGGCAGCGAAAGCUCUACUGCAACAAUCCUAGUGAUAACUGGUAUGGAUACAAAAGGACCAAGUGGAGCCAUGUAGUUUUUGAGCAUCCUGCAUCAUUUGACACUUUGGCAAUGGAGGCAAAGAAGAAAGAGGAAAUCAUGAACGAUCUCAAUAAGUUCAAAAAGGGGAAAGAUUACUAUGCAAGGGUUGGAAAGGCAUGGAAGCGUGGUUAUCUCCUUUAUGGUCCUCCUGGCACUGGAAAAUCUACCAUGAUUGCUGCAAUGGCUAAUCUUUUGGAUUAUGAUGUUUAUGAUCUUGAACUUACUGCAGUCAAGGAUAACACAGAGUUGCGGAGGCUUUUGAUCGAGACAUCAAAUAAAUCAAUCAUAGUGAUCGAAGACAUUGACUGCUCUCUUGAUCUUACAGGCCAAAGAGAGAAGAAGAAGAAGGACAAAGAUGAUGAAGAGAAGGAUCCAAUCAGUAAGAAAGCAAAAGAAGAGGAGUCAAAAGAUAGCAAGGUUACUUUAUCAGGGCUUUUGAACUUCAUUGAUGGACUUUGGUCAGCUAGUGGGGGUGAAAGAAUCAUUAUUUUUACCACUAAUUAUGUGGAGAAGCUUGAUCCGGCUCUAAUAAGGAGAGGAAGAAUGGACAAACACAUAGAAAUGUCCUAUUGUUGCUUUGAAGCAUUCAAGGUGUUAGCAGAGAAUUACUUACAGAUUGAUUCUCAUAAACUCUUUGGGGAAAUAGAAACAUUGCUUGGGGAAACCAAGAUGACUCCAGCUGAUGUUGCAGAGAAUUUGAUGCCAAAGUCAGAUGAGGAGAAGGAAGAGACUUGUUUGAAGAGACUCAUUGAAGCUCUGGGGGCUGCAAAGGAGGAAGCAAUCAGAAAGAAGGAAGAAGAAGAAGAAGAAGCUCGUCUGAAAGCGGAGAAAGAGAAGCAACAAUCUGCUGAAGAAGUGAAGAUAGAUGGAACAACAGGCAAAGAAGUGAGAGAGGAUGAUGCAAUCCAUUAAAUAACACCAUGGCAGCUACUACUAGUGCAAGCAUGUAAAAAUUGCAAUUUUUUUUGCUGUUUAAAUAUCCUGAA
This is a messenger RNA of Durio zibethinus, 1624 nucleotides long. RefSeq names its product AAA-ATPase ASD, mitochondrial-like. Gene Ontology annotation, molecular function: ATP binding; ATP hydrolysis activity. The record is from RefSeq and is a predicted model, not a curated record. NCBI's taxonomy places the organism in Eukaryota, Viridiplantae, Streptophyta, Magnoliopsida, Malvales, Malvaceae.